UCCGCUCAUUUUUUUCCAGAAAGAAAAAAAAUAUAUAUAUUAUUUUUCUAAAUGAGGACCAUUCAGUGACUGACCACGAGAAGACUCCUUCCUUUUUUCUUUCUUCCUCUUUUCCUCCUUCCACUGGGUAGAGAUGGAGGGAUCCUCUACCUGAAUCAGCUCCUGCCUGCCCCUGCGAACUUUGAUCCUUUUUCACUUGAUUUAAGAAGUUAUUGCUGCUGAUGUUUUUAAUUUAUCCUCUUGUCACAAGCCCACCUAUUUUCUACUCUGGGCUGGAGGGGGCUUUGUUGGAACUUUUUUUUUUUUAAGACUGUUUUCUGCAGUGUGCCAGGGCAAAGGAAAUUCGCUUUUAAACGAAUGCUGAGGUCGACUUUCCUUUGGGGUUCAGAACAAGAUGCCUUGGAAAUACACGAUUGACAGGGGGUGUUACUGUGUGGGGGGGUGGGGGUAGGUGCAAGGGCCUCUGUCCCCAGCACCACUAGGAUGUAGGGAUUCUCUUCGCUUCGGAGGCUGCAGAUUAGCGGCAAUUAGAAGGACUCGGCGCCACAGUUAGUAUUGCUCGGUUGGUUCUGGAAUUAGCAAGUUGUCAUUCAAUUUGCUCUCACAAGUUGCAGGUUUUUGACUGCAGCGCUCAUCUUCAAAGUGGGAAACCAAGUCGUUUCUCCGGGCUUGGGCUGGAGGAGUGGCUAGGAGCAGGGGGACAGACGGACCGACUGACACGGGCAAGCUAACAGUGCAGCUGAAUGCGAUUUGGAAGGCGAGGUCUCCCCGAAUUAGUGCAUGCAUUUCCUAUCGAUCCGCUAGCGGUUCCAUUCAUCUCUGACAAGUCCCUCCGCGCACCCGCCCUCCAGCUCCCCACGCCUCCUCGCUCACCCCUACCCCUCCUCAUCUGGCUGCAGAGAAAAGCCCCAAGCUCAGCGCCCCUCGCCCCCAGUGAGCUCCCCAUUUCGAGGAGGAGCCCCCAGCCCGCCAGCCACUGAACUCCCCACACGGACGCCGGGUGCACGGGCUCCCUCUCGCCCUGGGGAGGAGCUGGAGCCCUUUGGAAGGCACAGAAUGCCGGGCAGAGGUGAGGCAGGACAGCAAGGGCUACAUCGGGAACCCCAACUUCGAGGGGAUGCGGGAUCGUGCUGCGCCCAGCGCGCCACCAGGCCUUCGGUCCACUCCUGCUCGCCCUUGCGCUCUCCGGCGCUCAGCGCCUCUCGGAUGUCGGAGAGCGCGGCGAGGAGGGGGUCGCCCCGCUGGAGCCCUAUGUAAAUCCCGGUGUUGGCUGGGUGGGGAGGGGGAAGCGAAGAAGGGGAAAUAAACCUCUUUGGCUGGAGUAGGGUCCGGGUGAGCAGAUUUCCUUAUCCGGGAAUCGCAGGCGGGGUGGCUAUUGGCUCGGAGGAUCACGUGGCCCCUAACUUUGUUCACUUGACAGUAAGUAGGAGGGCUUUCGGAACAGGAAAACGAGUCAGGGGUCGGAAUAAAUUUUAGUAUAUUUUGUGGGCAAUUCCCAGAAAUUAAUGGCUAUGAGUUCCUUUUUGAUCAACUCAAACUAUGUCGACCCCAAGUUCCCUCCGUGCGAGGAAUAUUCACAGGGCGAUUACCUACCCAGCGACCACUCGCCCGGGUACUACGCCGGCGGCCAGAGGCGAGAGAGCAGCUUCCAGCCGGAGGCGGGCUUCGGGCGCCCUCGGGCUCCCGCGCCGCCACCCGCCGGGGCCCUCCUCCCGGAGCCCGGCCAGCGCUGCGAGGCGGUCAGCAGCAGCCCCCCGCCGCCUCCCUGCGCCCAGAACCCCAUGCACCCCAGCCCGUCCCACUCCGCGUGCAAAGAGCCCGUCGUCUACCCAUGGAUGCGCAAAGUUCACGUGAGCACGGUAAACCCCAAUUACGCCGGCGGGGAGCCCAAGCGCUCGCGCACCGCCUACACCCGCCAGCAGGUCCUGGAGCUGGAGAAGGAAUUUCACUACAACCGCUACCUGACGCGGCGCCGGAGGGUGGAGAUCGCCCACGCGCUCUGCCUGUCCGAGCGCCAGAUCAAGAUCUGGUUCCAGAACCGGCGCAUGAAGUGGAAAAAAGACCACAAGUUGCCCAAUACCAAGAUCCGCUCGGGGGGCACCCCAGGCGCGGCCGGAGGGCCCCCUGGCCGGCCCAGCGGAGGUCCCCCCGCGCUCUAGUGCGCCCCCCAAGCUGGAGGCGCGGACCUGAGGGGCGGGGGAGGUCAGCGAGCGCGGACGGGGCACAGGGGGUGCGGGAGGGGGCCCGGGCCUGGGCCCCAACAGGCGACCUGCCCUCCAUCUAUCUAUGAAUAAACGCAGAGAAGGAGGGGUAGGGGAGCUUUAUUUAUAAAAAUGACAAUAGGGAGCCAGGCGAGGAGGCGCUCUCCCCCAGCAAGAUCCAGUCUCUUGCUUUCUUCCUUUAAAAAAAGAAAAGAAAAAGGGAGAAGGAAGAAAGAACAAGACAGAAAGAGAAAUAGGAGGAGGCUGCGGCUCCUCGUUUUCAGCUUCGGCGAAGAUGGAUCCACGUUUCAUCUUUAAUCACGCCAGGCCCGGCCCAUCUGUCUUGUUUACUCUGCCGAGGAGAGAGGAGAGGACGGCCUCGGCGGCGACCAUUACCUCGACACUCGCUAACAAAUGAGGCCCGGCCAGGCCGCCUCUGCUGCUGGCGCUGCUGGAAGACAGCCUGGAUUGUCUUCCUUUGUCCCCCUCCUGACACCCAGCGAAAGCACCCUGUGACUGCCAGAUAGCACCGUGUUGUGGCCACGGUAACACACACACCCACACACACACCCACACACACACGCACAGUGGCUCUUCCUCCUUGCCAGUCCACAGGGGACCACUGACUGCUCACCCCUUCUACCGUGGGGGUGGAGGGGGACAGAAGGAUGAGGACAAGUGGGAGGGGGGCGACCUUGACAGCGCAGUGUCCGGCAGGGCAGGGAAACUGAGUCCAAGGAUCAAAAGAGUGACCCAGACCCAUGCUUGGCAGGGUGAGGGGCCAGCUUGGGGUGGGGCUGGGCAUGACCCCCUGGCCAAUCCGGAGUUGUAUAGCAGAGACUUCUCUCUUAGACUGAACAUGAAUGUGAAACUAGGAAAUAAAAUGUGGCCCUGGGGCUCAGGGAGGCCGAUGUGAGGGUCCUCUCCCAUAGUUUAUCAUUGUUACGUUGUUUAUUAUUAUUAUUAUUAUUAAUAUUAUUAUUACUAUUAUUUUAUGUCAUGUGUGUCCUCUCGCCUGUUCUUUCUGACAUUCCAAGCCAGGUGCCUUCCUCUCUGAGUGGGAGGGACACCUGAGUCUAGAACCUUUCGUUGCGUGAAAAUUUGUGUCCUGUACAGAGUGACAAUAGAAAUAAAUGUUUGGUUUCUUGUGACCAUCAUCA
This is a messenger RNA of Chinchilla lanigera (long-tailed chinchilla), 3361 nucleotides long. RefSeq names its product homeobox B4 (gene Hoxb4). The transcript has 3 exons. Gene Ontology annotation, biological process: regulation of transcription by RNA polymerase II; anterior/posterior pattern specification; embryonic skeletal system morphogenesis. Lineage: Eukaryota; Metazoa; Chordata; Mammalia; Rodentia; Chinchillidae. Gene Ontology annotation, cellular component: nucleus. The coding region runs from base 1506 to 2159 and encodes 217 amino acids. Gene Ontology annotation, molecular function: RNA polymerase II cis-regulatory region sequence-specific DNA binding; DNA-binding transcription factor activity, RNA polymerase II-specific. The record is from RefSeq and is a predicted model, not a curated record.